GGCUACUCUCCGUAUUUGGUGGUAACCACAGUAACAGGAGUACGCCGUCAGUGUCGCAACAUAAACGGACCGGACAGGCAGAUGAUUAAAUAUUAAAGCUAAAGUUAUUUUUAGAUGUUUUUUUUAUCGAACGUUUGGUUUAGAAAACAAUUUAGGUUCACGUUAAGUUUCUGUUAGGGUUAGCUCGUUGUCAUUAGCAAACAAACAGUGCAGAAACACUGGAGCCAUUAAAACCAGGUGAAUUAUCUGUUAUAACUCGUUAGCUAAAGUUACCUAACGAAAAUGUUUACCUUUGCGGCUAAAGUAAGACGCUGAAGGAAGAAAGUUCCUCGACAUUUGCAAAUGGAUUCAGGCAAAGUUGUGCACAGAAGAAAACCAUACAUUCCUGUAAUCAGAGCAAGCGCAUCAGAGAACAACCAGGAGGUCAGUGCUAAAAGUCUUGACCUCAGUAAGGUGAUCCGUCUUCUUGAAGAUCCUUUGACGGCUAACUUGAAGGAGAGGCAUCUUUUUGUCCUGAACAAAAUACUGAAAAGAAGCCAAACUGGCUUUCUGUUAAAGGACCUGACAGGCAUAGCCAAAAUUCUCAACAUUUGUGCUGAAAAAGCAAAGGAUCACCCUGAAUAUGUGCCCAUUAUGUCUGAGGCACUUCAAAUUUGUAGUUUCCCCUUCCUGAAGGAGAAAACAUCUGAUGAGUUGAUCUACGCUCAGGACGUUGUAGAGUUCCUCUCUCACAUGGGGUGUCUGAUGUGGGUGCCAGAUGCUGAAGUGAGACAGCAGAUAGUUGAAUCUGUGAAAUCAUUCUACACCUGUGUGGCUCCUAAACAGCUCCUCGACGGUACAAGCUGCACCGCCAAGCCAGAGCCUCAGACUUUCCCUUCUAACAACAGACUUUCUAGACUUUCAAUAAGGCUCCAGCCGACCUCUCCGGGCUACAGGCUACAGCUGCUGGAGCAGAGUGACCUUGCUCAGACUCUGCUCCUCUCCAUGGCUGCCCUGGAGAACCAGCCAGCUAUCAAGCUGCAGCUCCUGCAGACGCUUCAGAUCCUCUCCAGGUCCUCUGACAUCAACUGUGCUUUAAUCCUGAAUGCACGGGGAGCAGAAACAAUCUGUCUUCACAUGAACGAACCCGAUCCGACCGGUCAGGUCCUGUUCCUCUCCUCUGAAAUCCUCUGGAACCUGCUGGAAAAAGGCAUCAAGGAUGAGGUCACUGCUCAGCUCAACAGCAUGGAGUGUGUUGUAUCUCUGAAAGAAGCAUUUUUUCACCAGCUGAUGAAUGGUUUUCGACACUCUGACCUCCAGCUCAGAAAUGAUCUGCUUGUGAUCACAACGAUGAUCGCUGAAAACGACAACUCUCUGCUUGUUGAGAGUUUAUUUGCCAAACAGCUCAUGGCUUUCAUCACAUUUCCAGAGUUGAAAAAUCACAACCCUCUGGUUCGCAAUUUCAAGCUAAGCUACAACAGUGAAGAUCUGAAAAUGAAGAAGUUGCUGUUGAAUCUGUUGGUUGUAAUGUCAAAGGACUUUGCUGCCCUGCAGCUGUAUAAAGAAGAAUAUGUUAUGCUGGCUCUGCUGACACUCGUGAAGCCACCUGCUACCCUGCCUGAGCGCCCUUCAGCUUCAUGUCACUGGUCCUCCAUACAGCAGGAAGAGCUCCAGCUUCAGGCGCUGGCCACCCUCGCCACCAUCGCUCCCCUCAUGUUGGACAGCUACAUGUCAUGUCAGGGAAAUGCAUGUCUGCUGCUCUUGCUGGACUGGUGCGUCGGGCAAGAUGCUUUCUUUAGCCAGGGUCACAGUUUCCAUGGCACUGGAGGCAGAGGCAGUAAGAAGGCUCAGAUGCGGUACUGUAUCAGAGUACUUCGAUCUGUGAUGUCUGUAGGCGAAGAGACAGUCAACCAGGACAUCUGUGAUCAAGGAGCCAUCAACCAGCUUCUGGGGAUUUUGAUGCAAAUUGAAGAGAGUCCUGAUGAAGAGGAUGUAGUCACUCUGACGAUAAAGUCAGAUAUCCAGCUGAUCCUUUCCGCGCUGUGUGAGACCGACAUGCACAGAAAGGAGCUGUUUGGGUCAGAGGGAGUUGAGAUGGCAGUUCACUUCCUAAAGAAAGGCGCCGACAAGUUCUACAGCGGCCUUGGGCACAACAAACUCAUCCUCUCCACAGUUGACUGCGUCUGGUCCUGUAUUGUGGGCUGCUACACUACAGAAGAUUACUUUUUGGCUAAAGAGGGGGCCUUUCUUCUCCUUAACUUACUCAGUUCGAGCCCCAGAUGUGUGCAUGGCAUCAUCCUUGCCACCCUGCUGGAGUUAUGUGACAACCCAAACACACUGUCUCACAUCCUGAGCUGGACGGGUGAUGGUGGCCAGACGGCUCCCAGGCUCCUGCUGCAGCUGUGGAGGGAGGAGGAGGAGGACCUAGGAGUCAGCCGCAGCCAACACGGAGAGAUUGCAGAUCCCCAGAGGCCCAUCCUCACUCAUCACCAACAGGAGGACACCCAGCUGUCAUUUCCUGCCGACAUACCAAGUGCAGCGGUGCUGGAGAUAUCUGAGAACCUUCGGUCAAAGAUUUACUCCAUCUUCUGCAAACUUGGUUUUCAGGACCUUCCUGGAUUGUCAACAAAAGAUUAUGUGACUUUGAGCAUCGUCAGGAGAUAUCUGGAUUUUAAGGUCGGUGAGGUGUGGGAAGAGAUCACAAGGGAGCUGAGUUUGGAUGGUGUGAGGCCAGCCAGCCCUGAUGAGGAGGCCCUGAGCACCAUCUGUAAGAUCACAGAGGACACUGCGAGGAGAGUCACAGCAGAACAAAACAGCAUCCUGGAGCACCAGGAGAAGGAGGACAUUAGCGAGGAGGAGCUCAUGUACACUGAGAUGAAGUCUCACUGGAAGCAGAGGGAACUCACAUUAAAGUCAUGGGAGAGUUACGUUUCCAAAACUUCAAACUACGAGAUUCUUAAGGAAGUCAAAGCACAGAGGGAGAAACACAUUGAAUCAUCCAGAACCAAACCAAAGCACGAGGAUGCUACAGUCCAUACUGAAGAGCAUUUCAUCGGACAGGUCAUGUUUGCAGAGGGGAGCACAGCUGCUCAGGAGCCUGCAGGGGUGAUGCUGACACUGGUCCGAGAUACAGUCAAAGCUGUAGUUCAGGACAAAAUGGGACCAACCACACAAGACCCAGAAUAUUUCAGCACUGUCAGAGACUGAUGUCAACAAACAUGCUGGUUUAAUACAAGUCCUUUACAUUAUUAUUAUUGCACCUUUAUGUUAUCUAAAACAUUUUGAUGUACACCCAAGACAAAGCUAAUUUUACUGAUCAGAACUUUAUAUUACACUUUACAUGUUUAUCAAUAAUUGUUUUGAUUUCAAGUAGCAGCUCAUUUCCAGAGUGCAGAUGUGGAAGUGACCUUGGCAGACAUGAGCUGACUUUAUCUGCCGUGUAGUCUCUGUGUGUAUGAGGUAUUGUUUCAGCAGGUCUGAUGCAUGUCAAGUCAAAUUUAUUUGUAAGCACAUUUAAAACAACAGGGACUGACCAAAGUGCUGUACAUCAAUCAAUAAUCAAUGACAAAUACAAGACAAACAAACAUCAGAAACAUAAGAAAACAAAUAUUUAUCUAUAUUAAACAUUUCCAAAGUUGGUGCUGGGCAGAUGUGCAAUGGCAAGCUGUUCUGCAGCAUGGUGCCCUUUACUACAAAGGCAUGAUCUCUUAGUAUAGACCUCGGAUGCACAGCACAACUGUUAAAAUUAAUGUAUAUUAAUCAAAAUAGCAUAAACCUAACAUGAAAGCAUUUUCAGGUGGACACUGUAUAGUCAAAUAAUUACUAGCAUCUGUUUUAAAUAUACAACAGAAUAGAAUAGAAUAUGGUUGCAAACUUGUUCACAAUGAGAUUUCACAGCAGCUAUGUGUGUCUCAGACUUCAGCCAUGUGGAAAACUGUUCCGGGAAACGGAUGCUGUUGGACGACUGCACAUCCUGAAUGGAGUGAGUCAUAUGUGAAUGAAACAAUGGAAGUGAUUUCACUGUGAGGGUCUGUGACAGGAGUGAGGCAGUCAACAUGUAUUUUCACAGCAGUGGGUGCAUUUUCAGGAUGUAGGUAGAGCUGUGACUGCCAGUGUCACUCCUACAGCAUGUCUGCAAUAUGAGUUACCUGUGAGAAAAUGCCUUGCUCAAGGGCUUAUUUAAAGUGUAGGCAGGCUAUCAAAAUUGAAAAGUCUGAGCCAUUUGUGAUAAUUAAAAUUAAGCAAAGAUAAAAUAUGAACUAGUAGAAAUGCAUGAAGUUCACUCAUAGUGAAUGACCUUUUAAACAUCUCAUGGCUCAUCUUUUGAUUUUAUGGCCUAUGUCUGGUUCAAUCUCACUGCACUAAUCUGUGUCAUUUUCAAAUGCAGCAGGCAGUUGUUUGUAGUGAAAAAGUUGUUAAAAGCCACUGUGCAUUACCUGCUCAAUACCAGACAGAUACAGUCAGUGACCAGGUGGUGGAGCGUUUAGCAGCUAGAGAGCCAGCUACUUCCCUCAGGGGUUGGUAGAGGCCGACAACAGAGCUAAAACAGAUUACCUACUGGAUGUGGUGGACACAAACAUGACUCCAAAUCUAUGACAGUGUUGCACUGCGUCUGCUGGAUAAAGCGCAAUGGAUGAAUAGUGCCUAGUAAAGAUAAAAUCUCCAAAAAUGUACAUAAAACAGACACUAAUUGUAUAUGUUACAAUAAAACAGAAGACACAAUAAAGGCAACAGGAAUAGUGCUUUUAACAUCAUAGUCCCACUCACAAGUGCAGUUUCAAGUAAAAAGAGCUCAUUUUGCAGCAUGGCCCCUGUGUUAUACUGUAUUAUUAAUAAAU
This is a messenger RNA of Monopterus albus (swamp eel), 4817 nucleotides long. It is a transcript of the gene cfap69, whose product is annotated as cilia and flagella associated protein 69. Lineage: Eukaryota; Metazoa; Chordata; Actinopteri; Synbranchiformes; Synbranchidae. The coding region runs from base 343 to 3186 and encodes 947 amino acids. Gene Ontology annotation, cellular component: sperm midpiece; non-motile cilium. Gene Ontology annotation, biological process: response to odorant; positive regulation of flagellated sperm motility; olfactory behavior. The transcript is spliced from 23 exons. The record is from RefSeq and is a predicted model, not a curated record.